Messenger RNA from Staurois parvus, 549 nucleotides. NCBI's taxonomy places the organism in Eukaryota, Metazoa, Chordata, Amphibia, Anura, Ranidae. The record is from the annotation of a GenBank genome assembly.
AUGUUUGAACAAACCCAGAUUCAGGAAUUUAAGGAGGAAAGGACAACUAUGUGUCAAAACCAGACAAACAUACAGACAGAAAAACUUUCAGAAUUAUCAGAACUGGCUAACAUUACUACUUUAUUUUUGAAUAUGAAGGCAUUUACCAUCAUGGAUCAGAACAGAGAUGGAUUCAUUGACAAAGAAGAUCUUAGAGAUACCUUUGCUGCUUUAGGUCGUCUGAAUGUGAAGAAUGAAGAACUGGAAGAGAUGUUACAAGAAGCCCCAGGACCAAUUAACUUUACUGUGUUCUUAACAAUGUUUGGAGAGAAGCUAAAAGGUGCUGACCCAGAGGAAACCAUUCUGAGUGCAUUCAAAGUCUUUGAUCCUGAAGGCAGUGGACUUCUAAAAUCAGAUUAUAUUCGAGAAAUGCUUAUGACCCAAGCUGAAAGGUUCACAAGCGAAGAGGUCGACCAGAUGUUCACAGCUUUCCCCCCUGAUGUCACAGGAAAUUUAAACUACAAGAAUCUUGUUCACAUCAUCACUCAUGGUGAAGAGAAAGAAGAGUAA